UUUGAAGCUUCAAUCACUUCGCCUUUCAAUCGGAGAUUUUUGCAACAUGAAAAUUGCUCUCAUCGUACUCUUCGCCGCCAGCGUGGUCAUGGCUGCGCCCGCUGAGGAAUCUUCGGCAAAGGAGAAGCGUGGUCUUGCCUUGGGUCUGGGCUAUCAUGCACCAUUGCUGACGCAUUCAACAACCCAUCUGGUGGCACCAACUGUCCUCCAAUCGGCACCACUAUUGCAUGCACCCAUCGUGCAUGCGCCAAUUAUUACGCAACAUGCACCAAUUUACACUUCGCAUGCCAUUUCGCAUUCGAUUCUGCCUUCCUACCACUUGCCAGCCUAUUCUGCGCUGCAUCUCAAGUAAACGCGCAAAGUUGUUGCAAUUCAAUUUGUAGCGGAUGGCAAAGGUGUGAAAAUAAAUGGCAACAACAACAAGUUAUAAGAAAAUAUUUUACUAAAAUAGCGACAGCAAAAGGUGAAGCAUCAGUUGAGAGGAGUGAGGCAAGCAACAACAGCCGAGAAUACAAACAAAAAUAAUGACCAAUUGAAAAAUAAAGUUUAUUUUUAAAUAGAUGGUAACGCUAACUAAA
Bactrocera neohumeralis is the source of this 578-nucleotide messenger RNA. RefSeq lists its product as uncharacterized. The transcript has 2 exons. NCBI's taxonomy places the organism in Eukaryota, Metazoa, Arthropoda, Insecta, Diptera, Tephritidae. The coding region runs from base 47 to 352 and encodes 101 amino acids. The record is from RefSeq and is a predicted model, not a curated record.